Molecule: messenger RNA, 840 nt
Organism: Chaetomium globosum CBS 148.51
Lineage: Eukaryota; Fungi; Ascomycota; Sordariomycetes; Sordariales; Chaetomiaceae
Exons: 1
Coding region: 1-840 (279 amino acids)
Source: RefSeq, a predicted model, not a curated record
AUGCCCCAGCUCGAUGAGGUUAGUUACUCGCGCGAGGCGACCAUUGCCGCUGUUCGAGAGUACUACCGCUUUCUUACCCGCAUGUACCUCAACGAGUGCUACGUCGCCGAACCCCCCGAAGAGGGCUGGCCUGAGAUCAACACCGAGGCCCUCAGUGGGUUAGGAAAAACGGACGAAGUCAUCUCGUUGCUCCGCCAUCUUCCUUACAUUCGGGCCAGCAGUGACUGGGUUUAUGAGGGUGCCCCCGGAUGUCGCUUUGCUGAUUGGCGAGACAUCGCUCACUCCAUCGCCCUCGGUGAACUGCCGGCCGAGGAUCUGAGAAGCACGACCGAGGGUGGGCUCCCGGAAUCUAUAUCCCCACAUGUCGUCGGCCUCACCGAUGGCGGGUUCCGUAACCUGGCAUUCCUGCUCGAUACCAAGCUCGGUAUAAUCUACUGGGACGACUGCCACAGCGACAUCAAGAACAAUCCCCCUCGGGAGCCCAUCAUCGGUGACGAGUACGAAGACGACUCCGACGUCGAGAUCAUGAAUUGGCGCCUGGAUGAAUCAGUUGCGUGGACUAUCCCCGAUUUCUUCGAGAUUCUCAAAGGCCAGUUCCGGCAGCUGAAUUAUGUUCCCAUCAGCCCGCGUAAAGUGUACCAUGCCGACGUCAUUGAGCAACUCAUGUCUAGGGCGGGGCAAGGCAGAGAGGGCCUCCCCAUGGUGCAGGCCGUUUAUCGGGCACACGGGUGGCCAGAUAUGGAACGCUACCGCAAGCAGGAUUGUUUGAAGGCAGUCCAGGACCUGUUCGAGGAACGCUGUCCGGACUACGCAGACUCCCGGCGUUAUGAUGACGAGUGA